UUUUCCACAAAAGUUUACAUUUUUCACAGAAGGAAAUGUAUUAGUACAUAUGAGAACAUAUUGUAUUAUUAAGAAAGGCUUAGAUACAGAAAGUGAUUCAAGAUAUAAGAGGGAGAGGAGAGUUUCAUACAGUUUAGCGCGUCAGCGGUCCGUGUUGCCAUGGAGACAGACCCCGCCCUGCUGACCAUUACACAUCUCACUUCAGUCCAGAAACCAACGUUUUAGUUCAAAAGGUAAGGUGAAUACUACAGCAUUCUUAAUGUGUAUAAAUGUAUUAUAGCAGUAUUUGUGUUAAAUAAAAAAAAACAAAAAAUUCAUAGCAUUAUUUGCAGGACCCGCUGUGGUUUUCCUUUACUUUAUUUAAUCUUCUGAAACAGAAGAUAACCUUCUAGUAUGCUAACAUUAGGUAUACCUAUAGCUUAACAGUUAUAACUGUUAAAAUUGUAUUGGCUUGUAAGAUUAUUCAAGUUACCAACAUCCUUUUUGAAGCCUUUUUCCAAAAUGUUUGAUUAACGAAAAUGUUUCAAAAUCAAACGGCGAUCUAUAGCUCCCUGUUGUAGAGCUUUACAGUGUGAGAAACCUACCCUUGAGACAUUUAUAUAUGCCACAUUACAAAUGUUACAUUUUUACAUUAACAUGAAAGUUUCUCCAUCAGACCUGUUAGAGAAAUAGCGGAGCGUAAUGUUAGCCACUCUGCAGUAUUUUCCGGAGCUCAUUUGAAUUUUGCCGCCUUUUUAUAGAUGGUAGGCUAAAUUCUAGUAUGCCCCAGGUUAGCAAAGCAGUACAAUGCUUAUGCACAGGAUCUGGCGGGCAUCAGUUCCUUGUACACGAUGUUCACUCUGUGGUCCAUCUGGCCUCUGAUGCAUAUGUAUAUGGUGGGCUUGAUGAGUGUAGUGCUUUUCCCUUUGAAAAUUACCUGCAUUCGCUCAGGAAGGAACCCUCUCACAAAUUGUAAAAGACUGAGUGUGCCUGACAGGCAGAGAGAAGAAUUGCAAAAAAAGAACUAGAACUGUGGUGAGAACUCAAAAACCCAGCAAUGAUUUUGCUCUAGGUGACAUGCAAUGCUGUGCGGUUGUCUCUGUCGUAAGUGCAAAAGAAGGCAGUGAAAACAUAGUGUUUUUUCGUGUUUAUGACAAACUUAAGCCAUAUUUUAUGCACUCUUGUGACUGUCUUGUGACAGCUGUCUGAAAGGCAAUUAGUAAGACAGGCAGUUUUAAUUGAGGCACAGGAUGAUGUACAAAUUGUCCUCACAGUGCUGCAUUCAUGUUAAAGUCUCUCAAUCCCCCCAUGCUGCACAGACACUGCUUUUAUUUUUACUUAUUUAUUUACUUACUUACUUACUUACUUAUUAGUUUAUUUGGUUUGUUGCUUUGCUAUUUUUUUUCCCAUACAUCUAAGACCACCAGAGUAAUUCCCUACACAUCCAGGUCAAGCAAUGUAUAUUUUACAUUUAACUCAUUGUUUACCUUUCAGAGGUUGUCUCACAGCUACACAGUGGUUAAAUUUUUUUGAGACAACACUGUGGAUGUUGUGGCAUCCAUGUGACUUGAGAUAAUCAAGGAUGUAUUUUGCAAAAACUAUAGAAUGGUAAAAAUCUUAUAGUCUGAUGUCAGAAAGCUAUAUACUGUGACUUUUUUAAAUAUACAUUCACCGAGAACUUUAUUAGGAACACUACGCUAACACUGGGUGGCCCUUCUUUUGCUCUCAAAACAGCCUCAAUUGUUUGUGGCAUAGAUUCCACAAGAUUUUGGAAACAUUCCUUUGAGAUUCUGGUCCAUAUUGACAUGAUUACAACAUGCAAUUCCCACAGAUUUUUUAGGUUUUUCAUGCUGUGAAUCUCCCAUUCUACCACAUCCCCAUUCCAAAGGCGUUCUAUCGGAUUCAGCAGGGAUGUGAUUUUUCUGUAUGAUUUCCGUAUUUUCCAAUCUGAGAAGUAUGACCCACAUGAAUCUGAGAAUUUCAUGCGGGGGUGGAUGUCAGUGGAGUUGAUGUCGUCAGGAUGCCACUGGAUCCUUGCCACUUCUACGUCAAGCUCGUUCGAGUUGAGAAUGCGCCAGAGGCUUCAUUCAGGACUUAACUGAGGUCACUCAGCUUUAUCUUAAUGAAUCCAAAGAAAUAAAAGCUUACAGUUUAGCCUUUGCAGAGUGUCCAGACAUCAUACUGUAGUUUUUGGGGAAUUGAAAUAUGUAAUCCAUUAAAAAAUAGCCACCGAGCAGAUGGAUUAGCACUCCUAAAAACAUGUAGUGUCAUUUUUAUUCAUAGUCAUUUCCAUUUAAGUGGGGAAAAACUGCAACGGACAUGACAGUUGUGAAAGUGCCACUUGAGGGAAAGUUGAGGGAAAAAUCACUAAAACACUGUGAAACCUUCACAUUUUGACAUUCUGAGUCAUCAGUAUGAUAUCCAUUAAGACAGCAUUAUGGGCUGUAUAAAGAUUGAAAUCGUGAAAUGGCCUUCAACAUUUACUAAACAAACUGCAGAAUGUUUUCAGAAACAUUUAUUUUUUCAAUUAGAUUUAUUUCAUGCAUACAUUGCUUCCGACAGCACUGCACGAGGUAGCAGCGCCAUCUAGCGGCUAUGUGCGGGUUACCCUUAGCAUCUCAGCUAUGUGAAUAUGUUUGGCAAAAUAAUCCCUUUCCAGCUGUUGGCUAUAUAUACAGAAAACUUGAAACACAUCAUAGUAAAAGAGCGAUCAGUGGAUGUCUGAAACUGUCAUGUUUGCAGUGCAUUACUACUUCAUAAAGUAAAGAAUGGAGGUCAUUUAUUUGUCAUUUUUAACAUCAACACAAGUCAGCUUUGUACAUAAAGUAUCAAUUUAUUUGAAUGAAUAUAGUUUAAUUGAUUAUUAAACUGAUAAAAAAAAAAAUUUACCAAUCAGAAUUGAGUAAUUAUAAUGGUUUGUAUUUUGUAUGGCCAAGCAUGAAAUAUUAUUCCAGGGAAGCAUAGGUGCAUAUAUACGAUUUAGCCCUCUUUCUGAUGUUAAUUUAUGUACUUAUAAUUGAUUUAAUCUCUGUGGUAUUAUUAGCAUUAGAAACUAUUUGUUCUCUUAUUUGCUGUCAGACAAAUGAAUGACAAUUCUACAUUGCAUUUAUUUCUAUUAUUAUUUAUUUUCAGCAUACCAUAAACUCAUGGCCAGGUGGGUAGGAGAUGUUCCUUCCUUUUUGUUCCUAGCUGAUCACAUGCUUCACAUGAUCACAUGAUUCAGAUCUGGUGACUGGGAAAGCCACUGAAGAAUGUUGAACUCAUUGUCAUGUUCAUGAAACCAGUUUGAGACAAAUUUUGCUUUGUAACAUGGUGCAUCAUGCUGGAAGUAGUCAUUAGAACAUUGUAAGGGUAAAUUGUGGCCAUGAAGGGAUACACAUGCUCAGCAACAAUACACAAAUAGGCUGUGGCAUUCAAGCGAUGAUUGUUAUUAACAGACCCAAAGUGUGCCAAGAAAGCAUUCCCUACACCAUUACACCACCUCCACCAGCCUGGCCUGUUGACACAAGUCAGGUUGGGUCCAUGGAUUCAUGCCGUUGGUGUCAAAUUCUGACACUACCAUCUGUGUGCCUCAGCAGAAAUCGAGAGCCAUCAGACCAGGCUAUGUUUUUCAAGUCUUCAACUGUCCAGUUUUGGUGAGCCUGCACCCACUGCAGCCUCAGCUUUCUGUUCUUGGCUUUCAGAAGUGGAACCCAACGUGGUCUUCUGCUGUUGUAGCCCAUCCACCUCAAGGUUCAAUGUUUUGUGCAAGCUAAGAUGUCUUUCCUCUCACCACAGUUGUAAAGAGAAAUGAUAUGAGUUACUAUAUCCUUCCUGGCAGCUCAAAUCAAUUUGGCAGCUCAAAUCAAUUUGGCCAUUUUCCUCUGAUCUCUCUGAUCGAAGUCACAGAGAUGACACGUUUUCUUCAUUCUAAUGUUUGAUGUGAACAUUACUCAAAGCUCUUGACCUGUAUCUGCAUGAAUUUAUUUGUGCUGCUGCCACAUGAUUGGUCUGCAUAAAUGAGCAGGUGUUCAGGUGUUCCUGUUAAAGUGGAUAGUGAGUGUAGCUAUACAGUGCAUUUAAGAACUAUUGAAACCCCUUCCCUUUUUCAUCAAUCUGCAAGUUCUCAAUUAUAUAAAAGCAGAUACACUCAAUCAUUGCUAUCCGUGAGUUCAGCUCUAGCGAAUUCGCUUAUUCACUUAUCAGAAAAAGUGUAAACCAUGAGGCAAUCACUCAUGAGGCAAUUCAAGGCCAGUAUCGGGUAGCAGAAGUGUUUGGUGAAUCCCGUUCCGCACGAUAUAGAACGAUACUGGAGAAUGGUAUAUACCUGCAAACCUAAAUGCUGUUUGAAUAUGACCCAAAUCAAAUAGUUGCUUUGUGAACGAUAUGCAUUCUUUUUCACCAAAGCACCAAAGAAAUUGUGCAUUAGAAGGCACACCCACAUGCAAGUUAGUUGUGUUGAUGAUGCCGUCUUAUGAUCUUCUUGUGAGUUUCAUGUGUAGUAGCCACAUAGACAAGUUUUAUGUCAAGAUAGAGUUGAUUAUGCAGUUUUUUGUUUCUCAGAUCAUCUUGUUUUAAAUAGAAUAUGUCUAGGUGCUAUUUCCUCCUGAGACCCAGCCCAUUGACUCAUGUCCUCUGUAGUAGACAUUUUGUCCACAUGCUUCUCCUUUUACUGUUUUGAGCUCCUCAAUCAAUCUCUGCAGUCCUGUAAAGAGGACAUCCUGGGCUUUUUAACGAUAGGUCAUGUGAUAGGGUGGGACACUGGGAACUACUUCUUCCUUUACAUCAAAAAUGGCUGGCAAGAACAAGCACAUUUUAUGGAAAGAGGAGAGGGGUAAGUCAAAUAUUGUCUGUCUGUUGUUUUUUUACUAUGAUUAUCAUACAUUAUCUUGUUUAUUAAGAUGACAGGAAUUAUAUAUUUAGCUCUGAAAGCAGUUAAAUUAUUUGUGCUGUGAGAUAAUAGUCACUGUUUUAAUGCCAGUAUAGAGGACAUCAUUAUAGAGGACAUCAAGACCAUUUUAAGGCGAGACACAGCAGGCAAAAACAUUGUUUUUUCAUGCCCUGGUCAAUUUUGAGAUUUUGGGAUAGUUGUUGUACUACAACCGAUACUACAACCGAGAGACUUCUUUACAAGAUAGUUGAGGGAGAUUCAGAUUUGGACCUGUCAUAUGAUGAGAAAGAUGAGGAUGACUUUGAACCUGUAAUACAAGAAUAUGGUGAAGAAGAGGAAGAAGAUGCAGGAAGCUCAGGUGAGCAGACAGACAAUGACACAGAGACAGACAGGGAUGAGCAGGAAAGACGUCCUCUGUGGAUCAGGAGUAGCACGCAGGUUUUGUUUAGAUUUAGGAUAAUAUGGUCAGUUCCAGUAAUUAGCCACUACUGAUAUUCAUGUUGACAAAAUGUUAGCAAUUAAUGUUAGCAACUAACUAACGCACAUUGAAGCAUAACCAGAGCCCAUCUUAUUCGUGGGUGCAUCAGUUCUGUACACUUACAGCAAAAGAAGGAGGAAACUCAAUCAAAACUGUUGGUCCUAACCUUCAAUGCUUUGUUGCUGUUGCAAUUUUACCUUUUUACUGUUUUUUUUUUUUUUUUAAAGAUAGAUUCACCCCUGUGUUACCUGGGCUUGCUGUUUGUCAAGAUGACCCUGCAACCCAUGCAGACUGGAGUCCAGUUCAGUUACUUCUCACAAUACAUUGACAGCAAAGUCUUUGAAGAUUUGUCAGAAUUCACAAAUCAAAGAGAAUUACAAACCAGAGGAGUGUUUCUGUAUACAACUCCAGAGGAAAUGAAGAUCUUCUUUGGCAUACCAGUCCACAUGGCCUGCCUUGGCUAUUCCAGAAUUGAAAUGUUUUGGGCCAAAAAAACAAAAGUGCCAGUAAUAAGCAGCAAAAUGUCAAGGGAUAAGUUCUUCAAACUGAGAAGCUCACUCAAGAUUGUUGAUGACCUGGCUGUAACAGAGGAAACAAAGAAGGCAGUCAUUCUUUGGAGAGUCAGGCCAUUACUUGACCGUGUGAGACAAGGUUGUAUCAGCCUCCCAAGGUCAGAGAAGGUCUGUAUUGAUGAGCAGAUCAUCCCUUUCAGAGGCUGCUGUCCAGUCAGGCAAUAUGUUCCAGGCAAGCCAAACCCUACUGGCCUCAAAGUCUUUGUCCUUGCUUCCCCAAAUGGUCUGAUGGUCGAUUUUGAAGUGUGUCAAGGAAAGAAUACAUUCAGGGGCCAAAGAUUGGGAGUUGGAGCAGCUGCAUGGUUGAAUCUGUUCCUGCAAGAAGUCACCUAUUCUUUGACAGAUAUUUCACAACAAUCUCAUGAUACAUUGCUUGCAAAGGGCUUUCUAGCAACAGGAACUACGAUGAAGAAUCGAGUCCCAAAGCCAUGCAAUCUGCCAGGAGACAGGGAGUUGCAGAAAGAGAGGAGAGGAGCAUCAGUGUCGGUGGUUAGAAAGAAUCCUGGGCUGGCAAUCACAAAAUGGUAUGAUAACAAACCGGUGUUGAUGGCUUCCACCAUGCAUGGGAAAGAUCCUGAAGAUAUCUGCACCAGAUGGUCCAAUAAAGAAAAGCUCAAGGUCCAGGUGAGAGGACCAGCAGUUAUCAGAGAGUACAAUGACAACAUGGGUGGUCUAGACCUAUGUCACCACAUGCUGAGCUUUUAUCGUAUGUCUAACAGGACCAAAAAAUGGACAUCACAUGUGAGUACUCACUUUUUUGAUGUUGCCAUCACAAAUGCAUGGAUCCAGUACAAGUCUGACAGGAAAUCACUUAACUGACCAGCAAAGAAUACUCAACAGUAUCUGGACUUCAAAUUGCACUUGGCUGAAGAGUUGUUGGAAUAUCCAGAACUUGAUCAAAGAAGUGAAGAUAGUGAUGUAGAGUAUGAGCCACCAACCAAAAUGAGGAUCCCAGAACCAGAGCGUUCUGUGCGCAGACUAGGAGCCAUACACAUGCCGGAGAUGGUGGAUAUCAAGCAUGCAGAAAGAUGCAGAAAUAAGGGCUGCAAAAGCAAGACAUACAUGAGGUGUACCAAAAGCAAAAUGUUUCUCUGCAUUACCAAAAAGAGAAGCUGCUUCCAGGAGUAUCAUGGCUAAAAGCAAAACAUGAAAAAGAAUGAACAUAAAACUAGAUUGGUUUAGAUUGAGUUUGAGGGCAAAAAAAUAAAUAACAAAAAUGGUAUAAGCAUGUGUUCAGUUUAAAGGGUUUUAAUUGAUAUAGCUAUCCAAAUGUAUCCAUAUUGAUAUUUUAAAAUCAAAAUGAUUGUUCUUUGUUUAAUAUCAAUCUACAUCAGUUUUUUAUCUUUUAAGUUUGGCUGUCUUUUUACACUAAAAUAGUCCUUUUGUCCACUGUAGUAAAAAAUAAAAAAAAAAAAUUAAAUUGCAGUAUGUUUUUUGAAGGCAAAAUAGGUAGAAAAUCUAUUUUUUAAUCUAAAAAGUAAAAACAAUUGAAUGACACUUUUUUCCUUGGUUCCCAGUAGGAUUUACUAUCUUGUUUAAUAAUCAGAAGCUGCUGCGGCCCCCAGGAAGACACCUGUUAAUGUCAGCUUGGCUGCAGAUGCCACACUAGACAACACAGCUGGGCAAUUCCUUUGGGAAACUGAAAAAGGUGGAGCAUGCCGUAUUACUCUGACUGGACAACUUGGAACAGAAACUUUCAACAAAAGCAUCUUUAGGUGUCUUGUUUCACAAAGCUACCUAGCAGUUGAGAAAAUCCUGGAGACUCCUUGCAGCAAAACAGAAGAACUGUGUUAAUUUGUCAUUCGUAAUGUAUUUUUUUAGUCUGCUUGGAGGAACACCUCCAGCUGAUGCUGUGAAGAGAAUUCUGUGAAACCUAGCCACAAAUAAUGUAUGGUGUCACUUCAGCUUGAAGGGUCGAAAGGGGAAGAAGAGAUUCGAUGCAGUGUGAUCAUUUGUAAGACCUCCAUUAUUUUUUAUUGUAGUGCAUUAGCAAAUAAUUGUCAAAAAAUAUAUUGGACUGAUGCUUUUGAUGAAUUGGACAAUAAUUGGUGAUGUAUUUAUUGUCUUCUGAAAGAGCAGAAUGUUUAGGUGCUAUGGGUUACUAUGCUAUGAUGGCUUCAUCAUGUUGAUUUUACUGUAUUUCUGCAUUGUGACUACAGGUCACCAAGUAAAAACUUAGAAUCACACUUAGAGACUGAAUGUGAGUGAACCAAGGAGCUUUAUUUGAAUGCAUAUAAAUCACCCACCAACACAAAAAUACCUAAGCUCCUUCCCCCUCUCUUAGUUUGGAGGGCCUUUUUUUUAAAAGUUAAAGGCAUGCACUCUGCUCCACAGAUAGUGAAGGUUCUAGUUAAAAGUUACCAGUUAAAGCCAGUUCAAACCAAUACCAGUUAAAAGUUUGGACACAGCUAAUCAUAGAAGCCAUAUUUUACAGUUUUUAUUAAUAUAAAUCUGGUGUUUUUAAACUUUUGACUGGCAAAAGCUCACUUGAGCAAUCAUGUAACAUGAUUAACUAGAAGAAGUAAUGAUAUACGUCAUCAAUGUUGCUGCUUUUGAAUUUUCAGCGGUUUCACACCACUAACAUUCUUUAGUGUGGGGGAAACUUUUGUCCCUCGUUUUUAUUUUUUUAUUUUUUAUUAUUGAUUUUAUUUUUUUGUGAUUUUCUCAGGGAACAUCAGGCAGUCAGAGCAGUGUAAGUGAGCGUAAAGCAUUGCAGUUCAUGAGAGAUAGCAAGAAUGUUCUUUUACUCAUCUGUAAGAAAAUUCUGGAAAAGUGUCCACUGAAGUACCCCAGUGUUUGAAACAUGAUGUGUCUGGACCCAAAGAGAAUGCACUCAGAGCCAGAUGUGCUCCUGCAGAAAAUGAAGGCCCUCAUUCUGAAGUUUGUCCACAAUAAACAGUUGCCCAGUGGAUUUAAAGCUGGUAAAUUAUGUGUAGGUCUAAGAAUAAGAUUAAAAUAGACAGCCUGCUUAUAGCAUGAUGAAUAAUUGCACGGUAUACCCUCUCUAAAUGUUGAUGUUGAUGUCAUCUACUUAACCAUAUCAGUGGCCAAGAUGAGUAUCAAAUGGUGUUUUUUUGUUUGCAUUAGUUUUUUGGGUGUUGUGCAUCUGUUUCAUAAAAGAGAUUAUUUAUUUAUGUAUGUAGUAGUGUAUUUAGUUGAAAUAUGGUUGGAGAUUUGAGACUUUCUGUGCUAUUAAAUAGGUCCAAAAUGGUUUCCAGAAGACUAACAUUUUAAUGUGCUGUAAAAAUCAAUACUGCUACUAACAUUUGCUUUUUCUUAAUUAUACAUAAUAUGGGUGAUGAGAUCACCCAACAGUUUGGAAAGUUCCUCUUCAGUGAGGCCAGAGGGAAGAACAAGAGCUUCAGUACUGCAAAUGCAAAAUCCAGAGUUGAUGUAUUUUUGCAUGAGUACAUGCGUGUCACAUAUAAUGAACACUGGAGCCUUGUUCAGAAACUUUUGCUCAUCUGGACAGGCAACUGUGGAGCGUGGGUUCUCUGUCAAUAAAGAAGUGGAGAUGUGGAAUGUGGAUGAGGACACAGUUGUCACACACAGACUAAUCUGUGACUAUGUGAGAAUGUGUAGUGGAGUGACCAAAGUUCCACUUACCAAAGAGUUACUGAAUCAUUGUGCAUCUGCGCGAACCAGAUAUAGAAUGCACUCGGAUAAUGAAAAGAAGAAAAAGGAAAAGGCUGAACAUAUGGGCAAAAGAAAAAGGGCAGAAGAUGAACUUAAAGAACUAAGGAAGAAAAGAAGAACCAUUGAGAAUGUAUGCAGCUCACUUGAAAAAGAGGCAGACAGCUUUGCAGAGAAAGCUGAGAAUGCAGCAGGGACCAAGAUGGCAGAACUGAUAACAAAAUCUGACACGCUGAGAAGACAGAGUAAGGAUUUGAAAGGACAGUUAGACCUAGAGAGGGAAAAUGAAAGGAGGAAAGAUGAGUUGAGGCACAAUUCAUGAGUCCUCUGUCAAAGGGGAGAAUGCAGCUCUUGUGUGGAAUGAUUACUUUGUUUCUGCAAUUUGAAAUGUCUUCAUCAGAGACAUCAGGGCCAUAAACUCAGGUUACCUCAGUCACAUUACAAUCAGUUAUAACAGAAUGUUAGUUUUGCAGUUUUGCUAGGCAAUGUUCUAUGUUUUAAUAUGUUACAUGUUGAUAUGUGGCCCAGCCUGUUUGAUUAAAAUAAUCUGUGAAACAUUAUGUAUUGAGAUUGUGUGAGCUUGUUCUUCAUGUAUUAAUUUUUUUUCUUCAAUUUGAAAAAAUUGAAAGAAUAUUAUUUCUUAAUUCUUAGAAUUUGAAAGAAUAUUAUUUCUUAAUAAGCCUUAAAUGUGACUUUAAAAUAUGUGCAGCAACCCUGCCAGGAGGCUAAAGAGCAGGAGACUAAGAGUGGAAUCACUGAAUUCGUUUUACCUCAAACUUCCUCUGAGCGAGUAUAGUAUGCUGUUGUUCAAUCAGUUUUAUCUGAUUAAAUAUUGAGGAUUUGCCUGAAUGUCAUUAACUGAAAAAACUAGCUGAAAAAAAUUGCCAUAAUAUAUUUAGUCCCAUAGGAUAACUAGUAACAGUGUCACUAUCAAGCUAGCAAAUAUUAGGCUAAAUAUUAUAUUGUGUAAAGCUGGUAGCCAAGGAUGCUAACUAAUAUAUUGGGAUAUAUAACUAGGCCUAAUCAGUCCAGUGCCAGUUAGCCUGAUUAUGCUGAUACUUUCCCAUCAAUUCUCAAAGAUUUUGGACUGAAGGUUGAGAUUAUUGGAUAGAUUUAUUUAUCUAUCUAUCUAUCUAUUCAUAAAUGAUAGUUUACAUUCUAUAAAUAUGCCAAUUUACAAAUUUAAAAGCCUACAUAAAUAACCACAUCAUAACCACAUCUCUCACACACACAC
Molecule: messenger RNA, 10766 nt
Organism: Pangasianodon hypophthalmus (striped catfish)
Lineage: Eukaryota; Metazoa; Chordata; Actinopteri; Siluriformes; Pangasiidae
Product: piggyBac transposable element-derived protein 1-like
Exons: 3
Coding region: 5597-6718 (373 amino acids)
Source: RefSeq, a predicted model, not a curated record